This is a messenger RNA of Drosophila serrata, 243 nucleotides long. RefSeq lists its product as uncharacterized. NCBI's taxonomy places the organism in Eukaryota, Metazoa, Arthropoda, Insecta, Diptera, Drosophilidae. The record is from RefSeq and is a predicted model, not a curated record.
AUGUUCGCCGAAACAGCUCUCAUUUCCAACACCCAAGGAGUGCCAGAGAAGCGUUCGCUUACCGGCGCCUCCAACAACAUGAGGAAGCUGCUGAAGUCCUUCAAGAGGAUCUUCAAGAACUCGAAGGUCGUUAAGGAGAUGCCAAUCCCAACUCCAAUCCUCCACACUUGCCACACCGAGGAGGAGCACCAGAACUGGCUCAACGAGCAACUGGAGGCCAAGAUCAUCAGCCUACAGCAUUGA